AUGGGAAAAAUUCCCUGUGCAUCACCAGCCCAACCAAACAUGAUGACUCCAUCGUCGAGCUUCAAACCAAUAUUGAACGAUCAAGAUUAUAUGGAGCUGGUUUGCGAAAAUGGGCAGAUUCUUGCAAAGAGUCCAAAACCCAACAACAUCUGUUCUUUUCAGAUUCAACGUACGCAAUCUCUCUUGGAUUUGUAUGAGACUGAGUACGAUGAGGGAUUCAAGAAAAUCAUCAAGAAUCUUUGUGACACACAAGUUGUUCCGGUGAGCCAAUCUCAGCGACACCAAGAUGAAGAAAACUAUGAGCAAACGAAUAAUAUCAAUACUAAGAAAAGGAAGACUAAGCCCUUGGAGAUCGAGUUUGAGAGAGAUGUCUCGAAGAGCAACAAAGUUGUUGAAUCAUCAACUGAUAAGGAUGGUUCUUUCAAAGCUUCAAAGAAUGUCGGUGUUAUAACAGCUCCUCCUGAUGAGCAAUCUGCUGCCGUUGGAAGAUCAACGGAAUUGUAUUUUGCUUCUUCUUCCAAGUUAUCUCGAGGAACUUCGAGAGAUCAAAGAAGUUGUUCUUUAAAGAGAAAGUAUGGAGACGUUGAAGAAGAAGAAUCAACAACCUAUCUUAGUAAUAAUUCGGAUGAUGAAUCAGAAGACUCGAAGACGACACAAGUUUCUCCGAGAACAAGAAAGACGGUGACUAGGAGAAAACGAAGCACAGAAGUCCAUAAAUUAUCUGAAAGAAAACGAAGAAACGAAAUCAACAAGAAAAUGCGUGCUUUGCAGGAUCUACUACCUAACUAUUACAAGGAUGACAAAGUAUCAUUGUUGGAUGAGGCUAUCAAAUAUAUGAGGACCCUUCAACUUCAAGUUCAGAUGAUGAGUAUGGGAAAUGGAUUAGUAAGACCACCUACGAUAUUGCCAAUGGGUCAUCAUUACUCUCACAUGGGUCUUGGAAUGCAUAUGGGUGCAGCAGCAACUCCAACAACAUCAUUACCGCAAUUUCUGCCUAUGAAUGUUCAAGGGAUUAACAAUGAAUCAUCACAAAUGCUAAGCUUUCUUAAUCAGCCCCAUCAUCACAUCUUCUCUCCAUUGGGAGGUUGCUCUCAGCGAUACGUGCCUUCGUGUGUUCCUCAGACUACUUCUUUUACGCAAUUCCCAAAUUCUGCUUCGACCUCAAACUUAGAAGAUGGAACGCAAUUUAGAGGAAGCAAUGGUUAUUAUCCCUAG
This is a messenger RNA of Microthlaspi erraticum, 1215 nucleotides long. The record is from the annotation of a GenBank genome assembly. Lineage: Eukaryota; Viridiplantae; Streptophyta; Magnoliopsida; Brassicales; Brassicaceae.